CUUAGCGUUCUUAUUGUCGCCGUCGGUCGUGCGCGAGGAAAAAAAACUAACGGUUCGGUGUCUGCUAAGUGCCUGAAUGUUGAUGGUUGCGAACACUCGGCUGCGAGUGACGACAAGUUGCCACUGUCGCCGCAGCGUUCGGUUUCCCGCGGAUAAGCUUGUCCUGCUUAGCUGUGUAACUGUGACGCGUGUGACGCGUGGAGGCCGUGGAGGGUAAGAGCGAGCAACUUCGGCGAGAGGGGAAAGUGUUCGCGAACGGGCGAAGCGAACGAACGAACGAACGAACGAACGAGCAAGCGAGCGAACAAACCUCGCAAACGAUCGAACGAUAAACAAUCGGACGGACGGACAGACGGGCGAGCGAGCGAGCGGGCGAGCGAGCCAACGAGCGAAAAGUAGCGAAAAGUGAAAGUGUGCGUUCGUCGCGACGACGGUGCGUCCGUAGCAGCGCCAAGCAGCGCGUGCGAACAUGAGCGAGGAAAGUAAUCCACGUACGCUGUACGUGGGCAACCUGGAUACCUCGGUAUCCGAAGACCUUUUGUGUGCACUCUUUUCACAAAUCGGCGCCGUGAAGGGAUGCAAGAUUAUCCGAGAACCCGGCAACGAUCCGUAUGCCUUCGUUGAGUUUACGAACCAUCAGUGCGCGGCCACGGCGCUGGCCGCCAUGAACAAGCGCUCGUUCCUCGACAAGGAGAUGAAGGUUAACUGGGCGACCAGUCCAGGCAAUCAGCCGAAACUCGACACCAGCAAUCAUCAUCACAUAUUUGUCGGCGAUCUCUCGCCGGAAAUCGAGACACAGACGCUCAAGGAGGCAUUCGCGCCCUUCGGCGAGAUCAGCAACUGCAGGAUCGUCCGCGACCCGCAAACGCUUAAGAGCAAGGGUUACGCGUUCGUCUCGUUUGUUAAAAAGUCCGAGGCCGAAGCGGCUAUCAAUGCGAUGAACGGCCAGUGGCUCGGUUCACGUAGCAUCAGGACCAACUGGUCCACUAGGAAACCGCCGCCACCGAGGUCUGAGAGGCCGCGGCAUUCCAACAAUAGUAAACCCAACUACGAGGAGGUAUAUAACCAAAGUAGUCCGACCAAUUGUACCGUAUAUUGUGGAGGUUUUACGAACGGUAUCACGGACGAGCUGAUAAAGAAAACCUUUUCUCCCUUUGGUACCAUUCAAGACAUAAGAGUGUUCAAAGACAAGGGAUAUGCUUUUAUCAAAUUCACAACCAAGGAAGCUGCGACACAUGCCAUUGAAACGACACAUAAUACAGAAAUCAACGGUAGCAUUGUUAAAUGUUUUUGGGGAAAAGAAAAUGGUGAUCCGAAUAGUGUGGGUCCCAAUGCAAAUCAUCAAGCUCAACAGGUGACAGCAGGAGCAGGACAAUAUGCGUAUGGUUAUGGUCAACAGAUGAGUUAUUGGUAUCCACAGAGCUAUCCGCAAAUGCAGGGUCAGUUCUUGCAACCUGCGCAAUACUAUGGUCAAUAUUAUGGACAACAGGCUCAGUAUAUGAACAGCAUGAGGAUGCCCACUCCAGGCGCAGGAGCUUGGCAACCAACGCAAGCCACCGCGGCACCGCCGACAGCGAGUGCGCCCUUGCCUCCAGGCCAACAGCCCACUAUGGUAACAUAUACCAUGCCACAUCAGUACCCUACGCAAUGAAACUGAUCAUUGACCGGCUAAUUGUUACGUACGAUAUAGUUGUCCCGGGGUUAUCGCGAAAAUCGUUCUGACAUAUACCUAUUUCAACAUUAUUUCAACGCUCGAAUUUUCGAUGAUGUAACUAAUCAUUUCCACGAUUAAUGCAAUUUUAUUUAAACCAAUUUUUUAAAAUAGAAAUAGAAAAAGUAGAAUAUGAUAUGCUGGCGGUUUUUUCUCUCUCCUUUCUAUAUUUCUGCACACAAUCACGAUUUGUUCGACGCUGAAGACGUUACAAUUUUCUUUUCUGUCAUAGACACACAUGACGUAUAUUGAGACACAAGUAAUGACGGUGACUUGCGAUGAUGCUCGUACGACGCGUGUCAUGGUAUUAGAAUUUGAUUGAAUUUCACGACUUAGGCUUCGAAUAUAUACACAUACACACAUAUAUAUUCGAAAAAAAAAAAAUAUAUAUAUAUACCCAACGUUGAACCAGGUAUAUCUCCAAACUUUUCCUCGCGGCCCCUGACACUCAACCGAGCCCCGCAUCCGUUGUGCUGCGCAAGUGACGUACGUAUGCGGCAAUUCUUUGCGUUGUUGUUGAUACCUUUUUAACAUUUUUGCCACUGACAUCUCCCUCUUCAAUUAUCGAAUUGUCGAUAAGCAACGCGCGCGAGAAAUGUUCAUUUGAGAUAAAUAAGAAGAGUAUUGCUAAUAUUGGACAUAGUUAGUAAGGUAGAAGAGCGGUUAGCUAGACACGGCGCCUGUGAUGUAGCUAGACUUUUGGACGCGUGUAUGCUAAGGUGCGGGGCUCCCUAACAAAUAAAUUCUGCGAGAGUUGAGUAACGAGUUACAACUUUAUCUCGUUAUGUGAUAUUUAUCGUCGGUGGUUAAUGUAUAAAAUUUUGCUAUAAUCUUCAAAGAAGAAUAAUAAAAGGAAGAAAGAAAAAGUGUGCAUGUACGUGUGUGAAUGAGUGAUGCGUGUGUGUGAGAGAAAGAGAGAGAGAGAGAGAGAGAGAGAGAGAGAGAGAGAGAGAGAGAAAGUAUGAAUGUUUUUUGCUAAAGACAUCAGUGAAUCGAGAUUCCCUUGUACGAGUGCAAGCUCAAAUACAUUAAUUGCU
Cyphomyrmex costatus is the source of this 2748-nucleotide messenger RNA. It is a transcript of the gene Rox8, whose product is annotated as TIA1 cytotoxic granule associated RNA binding protein Rox8. The transcript has 3 exons. Gene Ontology annotation, molecular function: RNA binding. The record is from RefSeq and is a predicted model, not a curated record. Bases 470 to 1651 code for a protein of 393 amino acids. NCBI's taxonomy places the organism in Eukaryota, Metazoa, Arthropoda, Insecta, Hymenoptera, Formicidae.